Molecule: messenger RNA, 1855 nt
Organism: Ctenopharyngodon idella (grass carp)
Lineage: Eukaryota; Metazoa; Chordata; Actinopteri; Cypriniformes; Xenocyprididae
Gene: en1a
Product: engrailed homeobox 1a
Exons: 2
Coding region: 324-1079 (251 amino acids)
Biological process (GO): regulation of transcription by RNA polymerase II; multicellular organism development; neuron differentiation
Cellular component (GO): nucleus
Molecular function (GO): RNA polymerase II cis-regulatory region sequence-specific DNA binding; DNA-binding transcription factor activity, RNA polymerase II-specific
Source: RefSeq, a predicted model, not a curated record
GAUCUGAUGUGUUUCCGGUUAGUGGCCACUAAGAGUGGUUGUGCAUGAGUAGAGUUCCAGAAAAAAAGAGGUGUCAAACUCGGGUCUGGCAAUGCAGAGGGUGUACGAACGCUGCGCACUGUGUGCUGUCAGUCCUCUCAAAACACGCUCAAAGUGACAGACAACACGCGAGCGUUAUGUCAACAAGUUGAUUUACAAAAUGUACUCACUUUCGCUGGGAAUUAGCGCGUUGACAUGGAUACCUAGAUAACAUUGUCCUGUCUCUUGGUGUAUUUGGAACACAACCGGUUACUAUCCAACCACUGGAGCGAAUAUCAGCUGUUAUGGAAGAGCAGCGGGAUCAGAGUGAAGAUGACACCGUUUCGCUGCCCUCUCCGUCGGCUGCGCACCACACGCACAGAACCACAAACUUUUUCAUUGACAACAUCCUCAGACCGGACUUCGGCUGCAGAAGGGAGCGGGGUGCAGGCGCGCACGCGUCGGACAGGGGAGUGCGGGGUAUUGCUGUGCGCCGCGCGCCUUGCCCGGAUUCCAACUGCAGCAGCGACAGUGUUUCAUCAUCAGCCUCCUCCACCGUUUCGUCUCCGGUCAGCAGUAGGCAUUCCAGGGUAGACGAGGCCGAUAGAGGGAACUCAGCAAAAUCUGGGCUUGUCUCAGCGUCAUCCGUUACUUUGAACAGCCCAGGUGAAACCUCCUCGCCCAGUAAAGACACCCUGUGGCCCGCCUGGGUUUAUUGCACGAGAUACUCUGAUCGGCCUUCAUCUGGCCCAAGGACCCGGAAAUUGAAAAAGAAGAAAAACGACAGUGAGGAUAAACGACCCAGAACGGCGUUCACGGCUGAGCAGCUCCAGAGACUGAAGGCUGAGUUCGGGGCGAGCCGGUAUAUUACGGAGCAGAGGCGGCAGGCCCUGGCGCGAGAGCUCAGCCUCAACGAGUCGCAGAUUAAAAUCUGGUUCCAGAACAAACGGGCUAAAAUCAAGAAGGCCAGCGGUUUCAAGAACGGCUUGGCGAUGCAGCUAAUGGCGCAGGGACUGUACAACCAUUCCACCACCACCGUUCAAGAAAAGGACGGCAACUAGCAAAGACUGAGAGAAAAGGGUCGACCGAGUGAAGUGAAGCAAAACUAAAUUACUUGACCAGACGUUACAAAGGGAGAUUAUUAUCAACCUUUUUGGACGAGCGGGUGACUUUUUUUUUUUUUUUUUUACAAUAUACAAACAUGUGGAAUUAAUGAAAACGUAGCCCUCAUUUUGAUUUUGAGGAUGCAAUUCAAAUCCAGGUGGAUCGCGUUUUGUUGUUCGAAAUUGUCACGUGCCACCAUCGGUCAAAUGGCACUUAACAUUUAAUCUAAAUUCUUGUUUUUACGCUGUUAAAAGCAAUAGCCUAUUUCUUCGUGCCAAAGAUAUUAUUCGAUUAAUGUAUCCAGAUUACAGUACAGGCUACAUUUUUUAAAUAUUUUUCUUUGCUGAUGGGACUUGGGAUAAUGGGAGACUUAUCCGAUAUCAGAUAUUCUUUACAAGAUAUUUAAUAUUGUAUCCAAAUAAAAACAUUUUGUACCUGCAAAACGUGGCCUCUGGACUUCUGUUUAUUUUCUCUUUAUUUUAUUUUUUCUUGUACCGGGAAUCAGAGACAGACAGAGCGUCAACGGAGUAACCAAAGUCAUCACACUUGUGUAGUCAAAUUUGUUUCGCCAUUACUCAAGUUUCUCACAAUAAAACGACUCUCGCAUGACAGGCUGCGCAGUUUAUAUAGAAAUAUGUAAUGCAAGUAAAACACAAUGAAAUGUAACAUCUCCACACAGACAGCGUGAUUAUUUCACAUAUAGUCUGCUGCAUUUUAAAUACAAAACACAAUC